AUGCAAAAGGAAAUUUAAAAUUAUAUUGGAGAUUUUAGUCUUGAUUAUACGAAUGCUGCUAUCUUUGGCAAAAUGUAAUUGCAAGUGAAUAAAUACUUAAUUCUUAUUACUAAUUCAUAAUGUGUUGGUUAACUAUUAGGACAUGAAAUCUAUUUGAUUAAAUAAUUGGUUUUCUAUCCUUUAUCAGAAAGCGAAGUCAUCCACAAAAACGAUUAAGUCUAUAUUGAGAUGAUCAAAUCCAUAGUGUGUGACGACUCCUGUUAUUACAGUUUGACUUAUAAUCUUACGCAUAGUUUACAACUUAAGAAGAAUAGGAAUCGAUUUGCUAUUAAUCAUAAAUACUUGGAAGAUAUAGAAAAUAAGACUUAUGUAAUCAAUGGAUGUGUGCAAAUCUACAACAAUGCCACACUCACAUUUUGUUAAAUUGUCAGAAGAGAAUGUUUAAGACAAGGUCGAAGAUUUACCCAGAGAGGAUGUGAUUAACAGGGAAAUUGUACUAAUUACACUGAAAUUGAGGAUGUAUAUUAAAUUAACAAAUCCACAUACUCUUUUGUUUAGGUGAGAGGAUCACUGCCUUUCAAGUGGUCUUAAGUACCAUAUUUGAAUCCAAAGCCCAGUAUUGUAAAUUUUACAUUUAAUAUACCUAGUAAAUUGAUAGCAAUUCAGAUAAUAAUAUUGAACUAUGCAAUGCACAUCUCUUUACCCAAAUCUAAUAUUACAGAGAGAUGUUUAUAUUGAAUUUGAUUGAUCGCAAAGGGAAACAACAGAAACUUGGAAAUUAUUUCUAACAAAUCUUGGAGUCUUUCCAGAGAAGAGAAAUUUAAUAUUUUUGGUUUGAUUUUCAUUAAGAAAGAGCCAAUCUCAAUAAAUUGGUAGAUGAAAUUAGUUCAGUCUUGGAAUAAUAUGGUUAUUAUUAAAUAGCUAAUUAAAAUACUAAGCUUAUUUCUGAAUAAAAGGGAGUUUUCAGAGUGAAUUGCAUGUCUUGCAUUGAUAGAACAAAUGUGGUGUAAUAUUUAAUAAGCAAAUUCAUUUUGGAGGAAAUCAUAUAAGAUGCUGGAUUAGAAGAUUCAUUAGAAUCAAUACACAAGAGAAUAUGGAUCAAUUCAGGAAAUCAAUUAAGUAAAUUAUAUUCAGGUACUAAUUCACUGAAGAAUGAUUAUAUCAAAUAUGGUAAAUAAACUAAGAGUGGGAUGAUUGUUGAUGCAACAUUAUCAACUAGAAGAUACUUCUUAAAUCAUUUUAAUGAUUAUCACAUUCAAAAUAGCAUUGAUUUGACACUUGGUUUAUGGGAUAUGAACGAUUCUCGAUUUCACAAUUACAAAUUUGAAAAUUCUCUUCAAAAAUGUAUUCUUAUAGUAUUUAAUGAUAACUAUUAAUUAGUUUUUUUUGAUGAUGUUUGUGUUCAAUUUUUUAAAUUUGGGUAUUCUAAGUCCAGCUUUGUCAUUUUUAGUACUAAAUUACUUUCCAUAGAUAUAUUAAGUAAGAUCAAUACUAACAUAAUGAUG
Messenger RNA from Paramecium octaurelia, 1505 nucleotides. NCBI's taxonomy places the organism in Eukaryota, Ciliophora, Oligohymenophorea, Peniculida, Parameciidae. The record is from the annotation of a GenBank genome assembly.